This is a messenger RNA of Ficedula albicollis (Collared flycatcher), 1484 nucleotides long. RefSeq names its product heparan sulfate 6-O-sulfotransferase 1 (gene HS6ST1). The coding region runs from base 74 to 1300 and encodes 408 amino acids. The transcript is spliced from 2 exons. NCBI's taxonomy places the organism in Eukaryota, Metazoa, Chordata, Aves, Passeriformes, Muscicapidae. Gene Ontology annotation, molecular function: heparan sulfate 6-sulfotransferase activity. Gene Ontology annotation, cellular component: membrane. The record is from RefSeq and is a predicted model, not a curated record.
CCGGAGCUCCGCCGCCCACCGCCGGCACCGCCGCAGCCUGCCCAGCGCCGGCAGCCCCGGGAGAUGGUGACACAUGAAGCGUGCGGGAAGGACCAUGGUUGAGAGGACCAGCAAGUUCUUGCUGAUCGUGGCCGUCUCGGUGUGCUUCAUGCUUAUUCUGUACCAGUACGUGGGGCCGGGGCUGAGCCUGGGUUCCCCCAGCGGCCGCUCCUAUUCGGAGGAGCUGGACCUCUUUCCCACGCCGGACCCGCACUACGUGAAGAAGUAUUACUUCCCCGUGCGGGAGCUGGAGCGGGAGCUCGCGUUCGACAUGAAGGGCGAGGACGUGAUCGUGUUUCUGCACAUCCAGAAGACCGGCGGCACCACCUUCGGCCGCCACCUGGUGCAGAACGUGCGGCUGGAGGUGCCGUGCGACUGCCGGCCCGGGCAGAAGAAGUGCACCUGCUACCGGCCCAACCGCAGGGAGACCUGGCUCUUCUCGCGCUUCUCCACGGGCUGGAGCUGCGGGCUGCACGCCGACUGGACCGAGCUCACCAACUGCGUGCCCGGCGUGCUGGACCGCCGGGAGAGCGCCGCAGCCAAGACUCCCCGAAAAUUUUACUACAUCACGCUGCUGAGAGACCCCGUGUCCCGUUACCUCAGCGAGUGGCGUCACGUGCAGCGAGGAGCCACGUGGAAAACCUCCUUGCACAUGUGUGAUGGCAGGACACCCACCCCCGAGGAGCUGCCCUCGUGCUACGAGGGCACGGACUGGUCGGGCUGCACGCUGCAGGAGUUCAUGGACUGCCCCUACAACCUGGCCAACAACCGCCAGGUGAGGAUGCUGGCCGACCUGAGCUUGGUGGGCUGCUACAACAUGUCCUUCAUCCCCGAGAACAAGCGAGCGCAGAUCCUGCUGGAGAGCGCCAAAAAAAACCUCAAGGACAUGGCCUUCUUCGGCCUGACAGAGUUCCAGAGAAAGACUCAGUACUUGUUUGAGAGGACUUUCAACCUGAAGUUCAUCCGGCCCUUCAUGCAGUACAACAGCACGCGGGCGGGAGGGGUGGAGGUGGACAACGACACCAUCCGCAGGAUCGAGGAGCUCAACGAGCUGGACAUGCAGCUCUACGACUAUGCAAAGGACCUCUUCCAACAGCGCUACCAGUACAAGAGGCAGCUGGAGAGGAUGGAGCAGAGGAUAAAGAACCGGGAGGAGAGGCUCCUGCACCGGUCCAACGAAGCGCUUCCCAAGGAAGAGACCGACGAGCAAGGACGUUUGCCCACUGAGGACUACAUGAGCCAUAUUAUAGAGAAGUGGUAGCCUAGGCAGACUUUUGUAUUGAUGAUACCCUAGGGGUUUCCAUAUGAGAGAGCGUGGAAGUAAAAUGGCGAAACGGCGGAAGAUAUUUUAUUUAAAAACGAGUCUGUAAAACAGAAGAUAGGUUGCUUCCUUAAGCGUAGGGUCUUUUUACUGUUUCUUACAAGACCGAUGAGAUUCUUAAAAA